CCCACCCACACCCCCCUGGGUCACUGCUCAGACCGAGACCACACCACCAGCCAUGUCUCCCUACAACUGACAUCUCCCACCUGUGGUCCACGCCCCCUCACUCACCCCCAGGACGUUCCAACAGAGAAGGCAAGUUCUGACGAAUGGAACAGAUAAUUCCUAAAAUCAAAUAUCGCUGGAGAAGAUUUAAGAUCUUCUGUGAGCAACUCCCGCGGCCCUUCAGGCGUAAAUAUCACCCCAAGAAGAGCGCACCACGGAACCACGCACCCGUCUCCUCCCUCUACCUCUUGGACUAUGAUCGUAGGAUUGCCGAGCUGGGCCUGGAACACGAGCCGCUCGCCUUCCAGAUCUUGGGUCAACAGUUGAUCUUCAAGAAGGGGAGAUGGGGCCUCGCCUCGUGCCAGGGCAAUAUCCGGUCCAGCCCGCACGAGCAUCUGAGGAACGUCCGUGAGAAGUACAAGGUUCUGCAAGACCAGAACAACAUGCUGCAACUCAAAUUGGAUCUGGCCAUGGACAUGUUGACCGAGACGACGGCCAACCUCAUGAUGCUGGAUGACACGGAGCUGAAUGAGGGGGAGCAGGCGGACGAAGAGAAGAAGGAAGAGGAAGCACCAAAGGUGGAGAUAAAGGACGACGAGGAGGAGUUAGUGGAGGUAGAGAAGAUCAAGGCAAUUUCAAAGAAGAUUCCAAAGCAAUCAUUCCAAUAUUUGUUAGACUUGGACCGCUAUGACCCAGAGGAAGAUGAGUUGUUGACUCCCGCCCAACGCAAACUCAAGUAUCUGCUGCCGUUGAUUUCAGAUGAUGACAAUGAUCUUCCCGCAGAGCCCGGCCCAAUGGUGGUCAACAGGAAGCGUCCGGACAGCACCAAGCCCAAGGUCUGUCAGAUGAGGCGGGCGGGGCAGGCCCGGGCCAGGAUGAGGGCGAGUCUCUACAACCUGUCGCCGCCGCCCAAGGCCAAGGCUUCCCCCCAGGUCUGCAAACUCGACAUGGAGCCUGUGCCGAGGCCCAGGAAGACCAAGAAACGCCGGAAGAAGCCCAAGCCCAAAAUGGUGGAUUUGGGUGGGACGUGUAAAAUGAAAUGAUGAUCUCAGACCUGAGCCUCCUCCUGGAGAAACCCGACGUUAAGAUUUGUCCUUUAACAGUUUGAUGACAUGCUGGUGAGGCAAUAAAAACCUAAAGCCACAUCGGGGAGACCAAGCGUAGACCUGUCCAAGCGUAGCGUUCUGCCAAAUACUUUAGUGCGGCACAGUGCGUAGGGCCACUGCCUCCCAGCGCCACAGACCCAGGUUCAAUUCCGACCUCGGGUGCUAUCUGUGUGAGGAGUUUGCACGUUCUCCCUGUAAGCGCAUGGGCUUCCUCCGAGUGCUCUGGUUGCCUCCCACAUCCCAAAAACAUACUGGUGUGUGGGUUAAUUGACCCUCUAUAAAUUGCCCUUAGUGUGUUGAGAGUGGAUGAGGAAGUGAGAUAACAUGGAACUAGUGUGAAUGGGCGAUCGCUGGUUGGCAUGGACUCGGUGGGCCGAAGAACCUGUUUCCAUGCUACCUCUAAACUAAAGUAAACUAAACUCAGCCGCCAAGGCUUGCUGGAUCUCCCAGUUGCUAACGGUUUGAACUCCCCUCCCAUGGUUCCUUCCUGGAGCCUGGGGCUUACCUGGAUAGGGAGCCGCUCCAGUAGACUGAGCACGUGGGUGGAUCGGACUUUGGAAAUGGCACAAAAACAUGGCGGCGCCCGCAUGUGUAAAUAUGUGAAAAGAAUUUGACUGUGCAGCUGCACAUGUGGCAAAUAAAACACCUUUGCACCAUUGAACCUCUGAACCAUUCCCACACUGACCUUUCCUUCCCGAGCCUCCUCCAUUGCCAGAGUGAAGCCACAUGCAAACUGGAAGAAAGGCACCUCAUGUUCUGCUUGAGCAGCUUAAGACCCUGCAGUAUAACUGUUGAAGUCUCCAAU
Leucoraja erinaceus (little skate) is the source of this 1950-nucleotide messenger RNA. It is a transcript of the gene cby1, whose product is annotated as chibby homolog 1 (Drosophila). NCBI's taxonomy places the organism in Eukaryota, Metazoa, Chordata, Chondrichthyes, Rajiformes, Rajidae. The record is from RefSeq and is a predicted model, not a curated record. Bases 144 to 1082 code for a protein of 312 amino acids. The transcript has 2 exons.